Messenger RNA from Anguilla anguilla (European eel), 1293 nucleotides. RefSeq names its product zona pellucida-like domain-containing protein 1. Bases 1 to 1293 code for a protein of 430 amino acids. The record is from RefSeq and is a predicted model, not a curated record. The transcript is spliced from 10 exons. Lineage: Eukaryota; Metazoa; Chordata; Actinopteri; Anguilliformes; Anguillidae. Gene Ontology annotation, cellular component: cell surface.
AUGUGGCUGGUUGUGCUAGUGUAUCACUUUGGCCUGAUUCUCAGCAGUGAGGCUCAGAGUCCGUGCUUCAUCAGCCCUACAUUCAGAGAGCCAGCCAACUCUGACAUCACGGUUACAUGUGGAACUGAAACAAUGAAGUUGAGCAUCUUGAUGUGUCCGAUCUACUUUCGUGGCUACAAUGAGUCACUGAUGGCCCUGAACGCUCAGUUCAGCAGACGAGAGUGCUAUGGGACCCCUGACUGGACAGUUGACCCACCCGUCCUGAAAUUCAAUUUCAGCAUUUCUGAAAAUUCCAUCACCGCCUGCUCCAACAAGUUAAAGAUCACUGAGGAGGUGGGUUCAGGGCUCUUCUCUGACUAUUCCAGCGUUCAGUUUGUUAACAUCUCUGGGAUGAUCAACUCCCUGGAUCCCAGCGCGGGCACCAUUACCUACCGUCAGGAGAUGAUGUACAUAUUCUCUUGUCGGUACCCUCUGCAGUACCUGGUCAACAACACACGGAUGGGUGUAUCUGGGGUGAGCCUGGCAGUCAAGGACAAUAACGGGAGUUUCAUCAGCACGCUGAGUAUGUCUUUGUUUGAGGACGUCGCCUACACCAGAAGGCUGAUAAUGCCAAAUGGUGGAGUUCAGCUCAAGACACGGAUCUUUGUGGAAGUAAAGGCGACAAACCUCACAGAAAGGUUCAACGUGCUGCUUGACCGGUGUUACGCCACAACAAGCCCGCUUCCCGGCAACAGUUCCCACUAUGACCUCUUUGUCGGGUGCACGAAGGACGGGCAGACGGUGAUGGGGACCAACGGGCAGGCGCAGUUCGCUCGCUUCUCCUUCGAGGCCUUCCGCUUCGUGCAGCACAAGAACGUGACCGUCUCCACCUUCUACCUCCACUGCGCCACCAGGCUGUGUGACCGAGCCGUCUGCAGCGUCUUACGCCCGAACUGUACAGAAAAUGGCAACAGGAGAAAAAGAGAGGUUGAGACAGCGCAGGGAACGUCAGUCAGCGACGUGGCCACAGUCACGUCCGGUCCCAUCAUCACCAAAGUGGACAACGGUGGUCUUACAGCCCCAGCUUCUCAAACAGCCUUGCAGACGGCCGAGGAGAGCGGCCCCCUCAUGGGCGUGGCUGUCACUGCGGGGGUGGUGUGCGUGCUCUUCCUCGCCCUGAUGGUGUACGUAGUCUUCCGCCUCCACUCGCGAAAGAAAUCGGAGAAGACAGCGGCGUUGGCGGUGAGCACCAUGGGCAGGACUGACCACAGCUUGCCGGGCCGUGAGACAGGGUUGGCUGGUUGGGACAUGUGA